AUGCAUCUCCACAAGAUGAACUUUGCAUUACAGUAUGGAAUCGAAGAUUUGGGUUGCUUCUUCAGGCUUGACGCUACCUCCGGGGAGUGUGAGGAGAGCUGCGGCAUAGAAAACUACGUCUACGCAGGAAAAUGGAAAAGCCAGUUUUGCUUCUGUGGCGACAAGCUACCCUCUCAGGAGAGGCCUGACAACACAUGCAACGCAGCACAUUUGGUAUGGGUAAAUGCGGCUAAACAUUAUCCGAGGAAGAUCAGCGCCCCACUUGAAGUCGUGACCGAUACUGUGCGCCUGACGAAAGGAAAUAGGACUAAAUUGUCAAUUCGUCCUCCGAGAGAGUUCAAUGCAUCACUGAGCUAUUUCAUCGAUUUUGGUGAUAUGGUUGGACUCAAGGAACGCAUAUCCGAUGUUACACAACCAAUCGCAGUACAAUACACAAAGGUCGGACCUACGUUGAUCACUGUGUACGCAAACGAUGCUCACGGUUCAGUGAGAGCAUCAGGUGGUUUGGCGUUGGAUAUAAUCGAUUCAUUGUCGGAUGUGGACGUUGAUUUGGACUGUCCGAAAUUUGUCGUCCGUGAUGCCGUUGUUGAAUGUAAAGUGUCGGUGCGUCACGGAAAUCACCUCGUCGGUAACGUUGCAUUUGGAACAGGGAUGAGCGAGCAAUUCACCGUACCCGAUCCCGACUUGAACUGGAUGAUCCCCACUGCUCGGCGAUUAAACAGUGAAUUUAUUCCAUGUCCUGUAGCGGAUUUCGUAGCAUCCGGAUCUAGGUCGCAAUAUUCGGGGAUCCUGUUUGAAGUUAGUGUUCACAUCACUGCGCUUAACCCUUUCGAGAUUUUGGUUGGAGCAUGGAUUACCCAGACCAGAAAGCUCAAACUAAGUGGCAAAUUCAAUCAGCUCGGCGACACGGAAGUGGAGUUACGGUUAAAGAAUGAAAACACGGCUGAAAUUGUGAAACACUCCCAGGUACGCGUAGUUGAGGAGCUCAAAGUGGAUGGACUAGAAACGACUGUGUUCGAACGGAUGACACCUGCAUUACUACAGCUGCACGGAAUUCGGGGCCAACCAGAUGCGGUUACAUGGACGUUUGGCGAUGGUUCACCGACUCGGGAGACGAAAACUAGCCAUAUCCGCCACACAUAUGCCAAAGAAGGAUCCUUCAAAGUGACAGUUAAUAUUUCAAACCCGAUCGGUUUUUUCGUAAGCACGUCAACUGUCACGGUGCGCAGCGCCUUUGUUUUUCGCGAGAUUAUUGCCCCCGAAGCUGAAGUAUUCAAGCCGUCUGUGAUAACCUUGGACUUGACCGCUAGUCCGUUCAUCAUCUGCAAAUGGAAAGUGAAUGGAAAACCAACCCAUUCUGGUCCCGAGAUCUCGCACAUUAUUACCCAUGCUACGCCCAUGAACGCCACCGUGUCAGUGACAUGCGAAAAUGGCCUGUUCACAGUGACGCAUUCGACAACUCAACUCGUCCGAGCUAAGUUAGCAGGUCUGGUCCUACAAUCCGAGAGCCUCCCUGUCGCUUCGCUCCAGUCGAUGAACUUCUCAUUCACUGCUGGAUCCGAUCUCAAAGCACAGCUUACCGUUGCCGGUCAAACGAAAAAGACGACAGUUCAUUAUGCCAGCCGCUUGAUCAUUAGUGAACCCAUGAAAGAAGAGAUGGCUACAGUGAAACCUUUCAUUUUAAAUGUAUCAAACCCACUUGGAUCCGAGGUUCUUUCAGGAACUUUCAGAUUUGACGAACCGGUGAAAGGAAUGUCAGUUUCUUUUGACCCCAUGAUUCCAAAGCCCAGUGAAGAGGUUCGGUUCCUAAUCUCCUUCACGCAGGGCACAUCCAUCCGUCUGUACAUUAACUACAGUGACUUCACAACUGACCAACUGCAGCCAUCACAACGGUGGCCCGGUACCUUUACUAUUCGACACAAGUUCACCCAAGCCGGCGUUUACGCUGUACACUUUGAGGCAGCCAGCGGGAUGAGAAAAGAAACUGUUGUGGUUACCGUAAAUGUUCAGGGUCCACUGGGUGUUUAUCGCUUAGUGACGACCUCAACAUAUGUCCCAUGCAAUAGCCCAUACUCAGUGCAGUUGGUACGGGAAUCGGGGGGAGCAGCUGUGCUAGCACAAUUGUCAAUCGACUGGGGUGAUGAAGAAGCGCUGUAUGAAGAUCGAUUUGUUGAGGGGCAAACGAUUAAGCAUGUGUACACAAAACCCGGGGACUUCACACUUAAAUCCAUCCUAUUGACGAGAAUGGAGAACAAAAGCUUGACAACAGAAAUCAAGGCACGUUUGCCCAUAAUCAGUUUCGGUUGCGAAUUCGACGUGAACCCCGUUAAAUUCGGUGAGGCCAGCAUCAUUUCACUGGACCUACGUGGUGGUGAAGGUGUGACCAUAACAGCAAUUUUUGAGCCGGGAAAGCCUGUGUCUAUUGCGACUCCAGAACCGAAAAGACCAUUAAAGCUGAAUCACACGUACACGAAAACUGGAAAGCAUGUACUCUCCGUGGUUGCCAAAAAUUUUGUCAGCCACGAAAUGUGCAUUCUAGUGGCAGAUGUUCGAAAACCCAUCAAAAAUAUGAUUUUCCAAUUCCAAAGAUUAGCGGAGAAUAACAGAGGGACUGUGUCAGCCCUCGUGGAGUACAGUGGCACUGCCGACGAAUUCCCAGAUGAUGUGACUUGCUUGAUUGACUGGGGCGACGGCAGCGUGGCUAGUGAGAGCUCUGUGACUUUGGCAGACCUACCUCUGAAGAUCUCACACGUACAGACCAGUUUGAACUACUUCAACGUUACCGCUACUUUGGAGAACGGAGUCAGCCGAUAUCGUCAGGAAGACACCAUCGGUGUAUUUCAUCGUAUGACUGUGGUGAAGAUUGAGAUUGUGGUGGCGUCCACGGAAGAGUCAGGUUACGGGCCACAGAAGGAUCGCUUCGCAGCCGGAAACGUGCUCAGGAUAACGAUUCUGUCUGAAGGAACUGAAAGGAGCAAUAUUGCUGAAUCCAACUUUGACCUCAGGUAUACCGACGGGAAUUACAAAAUGUCCCUGGGCUGGACGAAGGGAAGCACCAUCCUCUACACUUUCAAUAAGCCUGGAAGUGUGAAAAUCACAGCUGUCGCAAGAAAUCCCUUCAGUCAGCUUAAUGCCGUAAAAAUCGUCCACAUCACCACUGAUUUGCGCGGUCUCAGUGCGCACCUGUUGGAUAGCACUUCGCUGAAGCCUGGUGAAGCCGGAGUUGUUCGUGUCCACUUUGAAGCAGUUUCGUUAAGCACUUGCAUAUGCGUUGACAAGGAUGAUUUAGAUGGGGCAGUGGUUUUUCCUGCGGAUGGCAAAACGGCGCAUGACUGCGGACCUUGUCCCACAUUCACUCCAGUUCUACGCAGGCCCAUCAAUAAUAUCAUGGACGUUAAUGUGAAGUAUAACCACUCGGGACUGAAGAACGUGACCAUCAUAGCAAAAAAUCCAUCGGAUCUCCUCCAAGAGAACAUCACCAUCACAGUGACUCUGCAGCAAUGUGUGACACCUGAGAUCAAACCGGCUAUUUACACAAUGGUUUCCGCAUCUUCUCCACUCAAUUUCCGUUCCGAUGAGCCGGUGACUGUAAAAACAUACGCAUUCGGACCAGAAUGCAAGCACCAUGCAGAGCAUUCCCUUAGCUGGUCACUAUUUGAGGUCGACCAGGAUUCAUUGAGGAGAAUGAGACAAGUGAACAUAAGCGAUUUGUCAAGUUCGACUAAUUUAGUUCUCCGGAUUCCUGCAAACCGUCUAUCUCCAGGCUUUUACGAAGCGAAGCUGCGGGUCGCGAUUCGUGAUAGUACAUCGCUUCCCGUAUUCAGACAGCUACGAGUAUUCCUAAUCUCCAACUACCCGCCUCUGAUGCUUCAGUUUCUGGAGGGAUAUCCGUCGGUUUUGGAUGUGGGUUUAGAUGAUGAGCAACUUUGCUUGUAUCCGGAACGCUAUUCAUUUGAUCCAGCUGUGCUUGAUAGGAGAUCACCCCAGGGUAUUUCCAAUUGGACUUGGUACUGUGGAAAACAGAAUGAGGAAUUUACAGAAAAGUAUAUCUCACCAAAGCCGAAAGGACACACCUUCCCAAUUAACCGGACUGGUUGCUUUGGUGAUGGGCCUGGUAGAAUAAAAAACGGGGCUGGAAUACUAUGCUUUUGGACCGGGAACUUGGAGGCGAGCACGCUGUACAAAAUUCGCAUUUUGGCCCAAAAAUAUGAUGCUGAAUCUUUCAUUCGUUUUGGAAGCGCUAUCCUAAUCCUCAAUGUUAGGUCGGGAAAGACUCUGUCAGUCAUUGUAAAGUGCACACUGCCCUUACAGUGCAAACAGAUGCCACUCCAAAUAUCAAAGAGAGGUGCAUGGGCUGUGGCUAAAACGGAUGACCUGUAUCUACUUUCUGAAUCCCCAGACGUUUCCGGCCCAAACUCACCUGCAUACAAAUGGCAACUCAAGUACACGUACCAUAUGUCAGAAGGACCGUUUCUUAAUUCCAGUCUGAUGUCUGUCUAUACUGCAGGCUCCUCAUCUGCUACUAUACGCUUGAACCAGCGUUUAUUUUCGGAUGAUCUUGGAGCCACAGGAUGUAAAAUUUGUGCAGCUAUCGAGUUGGCAGACCGGGUUGGUGUUAGUUGCCUGCAGUUGUACUUCUUGACACAACCACGGACUGGGAAGUGUGAAGGACAUGUGCACGGAAGCGUUGUUUGCGCCAAUUGCACGUCGUUCACCACUGAUUUCGGUCCACUGGAAUACGUAUUUUACUUGAACGUUCGGCCUAAAAUAAUAGUUGGAGUCAGCUAUGAGUCCAGCCUGUGCAUGCAGCUACCGUGGACAGAGAAUGCAACUGAAUUGUACGUGGAAGUAUGGGACGCAUACGGCAACAUCGCCGCAAAAUUUAUUAUGUUGGUUCAAGUUCCAAAACCUUCCGGAAUUGAAUCACUCCAUUCUGUCCGGAAGCUGCUCAUGGAAGACAAUCUGGAACUCAAAACACUAAAGUUGAUGGGCAAUUUUAGUGACAAAGCAGACAAGAUAACGCGUUUAGCGGAGCGGCUUCUAAUUGUUCAGCAACUGGACACCAAAGGUGAGUUUGAAUGUGCGACUAGCCAAUUCGUAUCGUUCUUCGCUUUUAACCGAACCUAUUAUCAGUGGUCCAAUGGUUUCUUGCAUCCGCGUGAUUAG
Molecule: messenger RNA, 5166 nt
Organism: Dicrocoelium dendriticum
Lineage: Eukaryota; Metazoa; Platyhelminthes; Trematoda; Plagiorchiida; Dicrocoeliidae
Source: the annotation of a GenBank genome assembly